AUGGUGAUGAUCUCGAAUUUUCAUACGGAUCUAAUACAUGAUGCUGUGCUAGAUUACUACGGCAAGAGAUUAGCUACUUGUUCUUCAGAUAAGACAAUUCAGAUCUUUGAAGUUGAAGGCGAUUCUCAUAAGUUAGUUGAAACAUUACAUGGGCAUGAAGGGCCUGUUUGGCAAGUUGAUUGGGCCCAUCCUAAGUUUGGUGUUAUUUUGGCUUCUUGUUCUUAUGAUGGCAAGGUUUUAAUCUGGAAAGAAGAAAACGGUAGAUGGUCACAAAUUGCCACCUAUGAGGUUCACUCUGCUUCAGUGAAUUCAAUUAAAUGGGCUCCACAUGAAUAUGGCCCGUUGCUACUAUGUGCAUCUAGUGAUGGAAAGUUUUCUGUUGUAGAAUUUAAAGAAAACGGUACUACGUCUCCCAUAAUUAUUGACGCUCACGCAAUUGGCGUAAACUCUGCAUGCUGGGCACCUGCAAUUGUGGACGAAGAUGGUCAACAACAACAAUUACGGAGGAUUGUCACAGGUGGUGCUGAUAAUCUAGUGAAGAUCUGGAAAUAUAGCCCUGAUUCUAACACUUAUCUGUUAGAAGACACUUUGUCUGCUCACACUGACUGGGUUAGAGACGUUGCUUGGUCUCCUUCAGUCUUGCCUCGUACAUAUCUGGCCACAGUAUCCCAGGAUCGCACGUGUAUCAUUUGGACCCAAGAAAAUAACCGUGGUCCAUGGAAAAAGACUUAUCUAAGGGAAGAGAAAUUCCCAGAUGUGUUGUGGAGAGCUAGCUGGUCAUUGUCUGGCAACAUAUUAGCAUUAUCUGGUGGGGAUAACAAGGUGACUUUGUGGAAGGAGAACUUGGAGGGCAAGUGGGAACCUGCAGGGGAAGUUGAGCAGUGA
Messenger RNA from Eremothecium sinecaudum, 885 nucleotides. RefSeq names its product GTPase-activating protein SEC13 (gene SEC13). The coding region runs from base 1 to 885 and encodes 294 amino acids. Gene Ontology annotation, molecular function: structural molecule activity; protein binding. Gene Ontology annotation, cellular component: nuclear pore outer ring; COPII vesicle coat. The transcript has a single exon. NCBI's taxonomy places the organism in Eukaryota, Fungi, Ascomycota, Saccharomycetes, Saccharomycetales, Saccharomycetaceae. Gene Ontology annotation, biological process: positive regulation of TOR signaling; COPII-coated vesicle budding; protein import into nucleus. The record is from RefSeq and is a predicted model, not a curated record.